CAAUUUUUAUCACAAAAAAAAAAAAGCAAGAAAACAACAACUUUUUAACAUACUUCCAAAAUACGCUCUGGGUUCUGGUCUCCACUUCAGAAAACUUCGAAAUCGAGAAGGCGAAGAAAAAUGAAUCCUCCUCUCUGGCACAAAAUUGCUGGUCUUUCUGGGGUAGUAGCACUUGGGUUGGGGACAUAUGGUGCCCAUGGCUUCAAACCCCAAAACCCCACUUAUAAAGAGGUUUGGCACACUGCAUCUCUCUACCAUUUGGUUCACACAGCUGCCCUGGUGGCUGCUCCUGUCACCAGACACCCCAACAUUUUUGGAGGCCUCUUGACUACUGGAAUUUUGGCAUUCUCUGGAACGUGUUAUGCUGUGGCAUUUCUUGAAGACAGAAAGUACUCUACCUUAGCUCCAUUUGGUGGCUUUGCAUUUAUUGCUGCUUGGGCAAGCUUGCUUUUCUGAUACUUCAAAUUGGAGAGUUGAGUAAGUUCUAUUUGCUACACUCGUGAAGUCGUAUUGUUGAGAUUUUGGACAAUGGAACCCAGAUAUUACCCUUUUUAUCUUUGAGUUUGGCCAGUUACUAAUAUAAUUUCUUAGUUUAGAAUUAUUCCAAUAUGUUCGUUUAAUGGUUUUUGCUGUAAAUCUAAAAAAUGCUUAUGGAUGUUGGAAUUUUAUAAAUUGCUAAUUACGAAUAAAUCAAACUUUAUAAA
This is a messenger RNA of Camellia sinensis, 704 nucleotides long. RefSeq lists its product as uncharacterized. The record is from RefSeq and is a predicted model, not a curated record. Lineage: Eukaryota; Viridiplantae; Streptophyta; Magnoliopsida; Ericales; Theaceae. Gene Ontology annotation, cellular component: membrane.